CCGGUUGACUGGCAGCUCAGCCUCUUCGUUGUCUGCGGCGGCUGCCGGCGAUGCUGGAAGAAGCCGACAGCGGUAAACGAUCGAGCAGGAGCCCUCGGCGAGGCCUGGUACCGAACGAUCUCCGCGGUUCUCGCCGUGCUGCAAGCUCCCCCUCGCCUCCAGCGGGCACAGCGACAACAAUCUGAACGCCUUCCCCGGCCAAGGUCUGCCUUCAGCCGGCUGCGAGGUGUAGGAAAGACCGAGGUUCCAGUGGUGUAGAAUAUUGUCUUAAUCGAAACUCGAGCAGAUGGCUGAAAUGACAGCAUUGGAAUCCAUGAUGGAGAUGGGAUUCUCCCGGAACAGGGCGGAAAAGGCUCUGGCGCUGUCGGGGAAUCAAGGGAUUGAGAAGGCCAUGGACUGGUUAAUGGAGCACGAGGACGACCCUAAUCUGGACGAACCUUACGUCCCGCCACAGGGCAAUGUCCUGGGAACGACGGAGAAAACGGAAAUUGGGCAAGCGGAGUUGAACUUCGAAGAAAAUUCCAGCCAAAUUCAGCAGAACACAACUCUGUCAGAAGAGGAGAAGAAGGAACAACUAAGGAGGUUGGAAGAGUUGAUGAAACAGCGGCAGCUGGAGCGAGAGGAGCGUGAGAAGAAAGAGGAGAUCAACCGGGAAAAGCAGCGGCGGAAGCAAGGCCAGGAGCUCUCAAUGAUCCGGCAGAAGCUGCAGGAGGAGGAGAUGAAGAAGAUCGCCGAGGACAGGCGGAAGGAGAAGCUGGAGGACAUCAGAGCCCAAGAACCCAGGGAGAGCGCGGAGGUUGUUUGGGUGGGAACUGGGUUGGCUUCUCCAUAUCCAGUUUCGGCGGGCGGAGUCACGGCUACAGAGUCCGCAGCACAGCUAACGCCGGCGGUCCCUCAGUCCAGCCAAGUGCCACCGGUCAAGCGGGAGUACGAUGAAUGCAGAUUACAGAUCCGGUUACUGGACGGCACCCAGCUCACGCAGUCCUUCAAGGCCGGGGAACAGCUGGCGGCCGUGAGACUCUACGUACAACUGCAGCUGCAGGAGGGCAGCGAGAACUUCAACCUCAUGACUUCUUUCCCGCGCAAAGUCUUCUCCGAGGAGGACAUGGAGAGAAACCCCCUUCAGGAAUUAGGUACGGUGUUCCCGGAGGGGGUGGGAGCUGGAGAGGCAGCAGCUGGGCUGCACUAUUGGAGGGACAACUAUAUCCCCGAGGACUCUUGGUUUUUCUUCGAAACUAUGGUCUUGAUGCUCUACACCAACCCCAUGCGGGCAGGUGGCACCAGUGGUUAA
Messenger RNA from Pristis pectinata (smalltooth sawfish), 1291 nucleotides. RefSeq names its product UBX domain protein 1 (gene ubxn1). The record is from RefSeq and is a predicted model, not a curated record. Gene Ontology annotation, molecular function: protein binding. NCBI's taxonomy places the organism in Eukaryota, Metazoa, Chordata, Chondrichthyes, Rhinopristiformes, Pristidae.